Messenger RNA from Cylicocyclus nassatus, 2586 nucleotides. The record is from the annotation of a GenBank genome assembly. Lineage: Eukaryota; Metazoa; Nematoda; Chromadorea; Rhabditida; Strongylidae.
GAGUAUUGAAUUUUGCUUCUCAUUAUCUUUCUGUUAAGAUAUUCCCGGAAUGGCGGAUCUAGCACAGAUCGCGGGUCCGCACUUGGAGCAGUACGAGGGACUGUUUAGAGAGGCAAAUCCAGGGAACCUUAUUGCCGUUGCUGCUGUUGAUGCUGCUGCGUUUUUGAAGCGCUCUAACUUGAAUAUGCAGCAGCUAGGACAGAUCUGGGAACUCGCUGAUUACCAAAGAAAAGGAGCACUUGAUAAAAAAGGGUUUUUUAUAGCCUUCAAGCUUGUUGCGGCUGCUCAGCAAGGGCUUGCUGUAUCACCUAUUUCCAUCACGGCUAGCGGCUUGAAUCUGCCUCAUUUCGAGGGUGUUAUCGUGAGACCCCCAAUGACUCAGCGUCCGUCGAUCGACGUUAGAACUCCUCUGAGCCAGCGUCCGUCAAUCGACGCUACAUCUUCCGGCCCCAGCGAAUGGUGUAUAAAUGCUGCUGACCAGGUCAAGUAUGAUACAAUUUUCGAUUCAUUAUCACCAGUCGAUGGGAAGUUACCUGGAGCAAAAGUCCGACCAGUGCUGUUGAACUCUGGGUUGAACCCCACGAUUCUCGCCAAAAUUUGGGAAUUAGCAGAUCAAGAUAAGGAUGGUCAACUUGAUCGUAUAGAAAUGAGUGUCGCAAUGCAUCUCGUUUAUAAAGCCCUCCAAAAUGAGCCUGUUCCCGCAGUUUUGCCCGCUUCUCUAAUUCAUCCUUCGAAGGCCAUGUUAUCAAGACGAACAUCUGCAGCUUCUCUAUCUGGUAUGACUGGAAGUAUACCACCACCAGUUCCAAUGCCACCGCACCCGCACUUCCAAGCCGGUCAGGCAAGUUAUCGAUCGCGCGCUGGAAGUAUGACUUCUUUGGAUAGCAUCGGACAUUCCUCAAAGCCAUCGCAGUUCGAAAACAGAAGCGCAUCGGUGCAGCCAAAUCAGAUCCCAAGGAAUGAAAGUGCGCCUGCUACUCCUGUUCGUGGAAUGAUUGCGCCUAUGUCAAUGUCUGUUGCUAGUAGCAGUAAUUGCUCGCUUGAGUGGCCCGUCGACAGAUUGUCUUCGGCUGCCCAGUUCGCUGCUUGUGACACUGAUUCGGACGGCUUCGUUAGUGGGAAUGAUGUCAAGCAUGUUCUGCUCAAUUCAGGUCUGCCACAGAGUGAACUUGCGCAAGUGUGGGCACUGUCGGAUAUCAAUCAAACUGGAAGACUCAAUCAGGAGCAGUUUGCACUCAUAAUACAUCUUGUAAACAUGCGAAAGCGUGGAGAGGACUUGCCCUCAGCUCUACCACCAUUUCUCAUUCCACCUUCACUUCGUGCACUCUCUGUUCCGGAAAAUGGACACAUUAACGACAGCAACGUUAACACGAGCAGUUUGAGCGCGGGCGACUCUGAAGAAAUGCGAAAAAUAACGGAGGAAAUGGAAAAACUGCUUGCGGACAGAAGGGAAGCCGAUGCUCAGGUUUCACAGUUGGAAGCAGACAUGAAAGUCAAGGAUAGUCAAAUCAAGAAUCUGCAGGUGGAGCUUCGCACUUUGGAAGUCACUGUGAAGCAAUUGGAAAGACAAAAAGCGGAAGCUGGGCGCCGUCUCGCUGAUCUGGAUGAACAAAUUAAGCAGUUAGAGUCAGCUGCUUUAGCUCAAGCGAAAAAAGCAGAGGAGGCGCAAACUAGAUUGAAUCAGCUUGUGAAAGACACACAGAAGGAUGCAGCUCAUGCUGAGGCCGAUCAGCAAGAAAUAGCUCAACUCAAGGCAGAGUUAGCUCAGCUUGAAACGGAGCGUCUCACAUUGUCCAGUCAGCUUGCAAAUGAACAGAAAGGGAUGGAAUCUGCUGUUGACAAGUUAACUGAUAUUGAGCGUAAACGACAACGUGAUGAAGCGCAGCGUGCGCAACUUCAUGAUGCGAUUGCCCAUGCGACAACGGCUGUCAGUGAUCUUGAAACGGUGCUGAAAUCAAGUGAUCCCUCGGCUGCAUUGUCCAGCAAACUCAACUUGUUGGAGGACAUUUCGAGGAAGGAUUUGUUCAAUGACGCUCCUUUCGUCACUGCAUCUACAUCCAACCAAACAACUGGCUUUCAGCAGCCACCAGAUCCAUUUGCUGGGGUUCAAACUGGUGAUGGUCACCAUGCUGAUCCCUUUGCUCAAACUGAUCCGUUCGCGGCAGCUGCAGCCACAGGGAAUUUUGCUGUGCCAUUUCCGCAAGAUCCUUUUGCUGGAGCAGCUGGAACGGCAGCACCAUUUGAACCUGCGGCAGGAGGGAAGGCUCCACCGCCUCGGCCUGCACCUCCAAAAUCUAGCGCACGACAGACGCCUGUGAAUGGAGAUCCAUUUGCGAACACGGAUCCAUUUGCUGCUGAAUCUACAAAUGUACCAGGAGGAUUUGCCGACUUUUCUUCCUUUGGCGCUUUCUCGAAUUAACAUUGUAGCUCAAAUAUAACAUGACUUAUAGAAGGAUACUCAUUGAAUCCCGGAUAGCGACUUUUUGCGCCAUAUGUAGUAAUUUAUUCCUAGGAAUCAUGAUUCAAGCUUUGUAUCCAUGUUGUAGUCUUGUAGUCAUUCACUUGCUUGCUUCCUGCUUAAGCUGU